AUGGCCUCAGAGCUGCCCACUCAGAUGGAGCCGCAUAUGAGCAUGUCAGCUCGGACCACAGCUCGCACUGCAGCUGCUGAUGGGAGCACUGAGUAUGUUGAUUUCUUCCUGGCCAGUAUGUGGUCUUGGACAGAGAGCGGCGCUGCCAAGGUCAUCAACGAGUUGGAGAAUCUCAACCUGGUUGCUGCCUCAUACUCCUAUGAUGGGAUGCUCGGCUGCUUCGCGAUCCGUUGCCACAGGAAUGACCAGGCAGUCAUCCAAAAGCGGUUCCGAAGCUUUCUAAACCAGAUCGAGGUCGAGAUCAAAUUGGAGCGGGACCCGGUCUCUGGCGAAGCGCUGCUGAGUGAUGAUCAUCCGCUCGUCGCGCCACUGAAUCCGAUUCUGCCACCUCCCUCCACAUCUGGCCGCGCUGCGAGCGCUCAUGAGGAAAACCGAUACAUGUCACUCGAGGUUCCAAAGGAACUCCAUAAGUUUUCCCAUGUCGUUGCCUGGCAAGACCUUCAGUCCACCUCUCAAACCUUCCAGACUUGUUUCAUCUCGGAACCGGAACAGAAAGCCAUCGAGGAGGCAUCUGGUGUCGAGAUGGUCUUCGAUCACGAUCAGAAAGUUAUCUUUAUCGGUGCCUCAUCCGGUCACGCAGCAGAUGUUGCCAAGAGUAGAAUGACUGCGCUUUUGCAAGAUUACCUCGCCAAUAAGGGCAAGUCUGUCUCUCAUGUCUUCUUUGUUGAGUCGGUCUUUUGCUGGACCGUGGACAUCCGCAAUAUCAUGGAUAUUCAUCCUCAGAUGAGACGUUCGACGAUCCUCGACUUCUGGACAUUUGGGCAUAUCGACCAUUACUUUACCGGCAUUGUAUGCUGUCUUCGGAUCUGCCAAGAUGAUCCGUACAAAUCAGUGCACUCGAAUCAACUCUGGUCGCUCUUCGGGCCCAGGGCUCGCAACGUGUUCGCCGGGCGGCAGCCCCAACGCCAGGCUCAGCUCUUCGAGGGCCACAACAUCGCUACGACUGUUCCCUUGGGUUCAGCCGCUGUCGAGCCUGGGGCAGACCUCCAGGAGGAAAUAUCAAUCCCUUUCAUCAAUAUCCAAGAGGAUGCCCUAAUGCCGCAUGGCGACCUCGCAGCCGAAAACGGCCCUUUAAUCUCUCUCGGCACGAGCGUGUCAACAUCGACCACUACCGCAGCACCUUCGCUGCUCGAUCAGCCUGAUUAUAUCCUGCACGACCCUGGCUCGAACCUACAGCGGGCAUUGCAGCCCUCGAGACGAACCAUACUUGUGCCGAAGCCUGACUCUCUUCCUCAGCGAAAGUCCGGCAUGGUCAGCCUGCGUGCCGAGCUAGGCAGGUUCUACUUGCGAAGAGUGCCGCCCAGUGGCCAGGCGCGAAAUAAGCAGUUCGAGCCAGCCCAUGGAUGGGACGCCGAGAAACUUCGCAGUUCUCUGGACUCCCAGCCUCACUUCUUCACGAAGGCGCUUUCGUACUGGGGAAACGAUGUCGAUUUCCUCGCCUCGAUGACGAUAACAGGAACGAACGAGAAAAUGUGGAAAGAGGUUUCCAGAAGCACUUUCCUCGAUUUUCACUUCACAGGCGCGGUUGCCCAAGGACAGGAAAAUUUUGAGAAAGUGAACCCGGGAAAAAUUCUCGAGAUUAAUGCCGAAGACUGCACUUGGAAUGUAUGCGAACUGGACAAUACGUGCGGUGAGGUUUCGGUUCACUGCCUCGCCCAGCACUGGGACUUCAAGGUACGCCUCUCACGAGAUCACUCCAUCGAUUCCAAAGCGCACUGGGCAGCAUUCACUCAAGCGCUGCUCAACAGUCUCAGAGUGACCUCGUGGGACCUGGACUUCCAGUACAAAUUUGAUGAGGGUCCAGUUGCAGCCCAACAUGCACCCAUCGUCAUCAACAAAGCCAGGGUUCGGCAGGUUUGCCGCCUGCAACACCAGGACGGCAAAACCUUCCUGGAUGUCACCCGCAUGCUGCCCACGAAACCCAUCGACCGCCGAGGCAACUAUUGUACAGUCACGUGCCUCACGGGCAACGAUUCCCUCACAGAAGAUCAACCUAAGACAGGCUUGAUCUUACAGUGGUACGAGGCCUCCAUCUUCUCUGUCGGACUUGAAGAGGCCUUGAAGGAGAAUGAAAAUAUGGUUCCAGGUGACGAGGCUCAAUGGACCGUAGACCAACUCGAGAAGGACGGUGUCUUCGCAGAUCUUUAUCAUCGUACCGCAGACAUGGUGAAGAGAAUCAACGGUGUGGGUGUCGAGUGUGAUAAUGGAAUCGAGGCGAGGUUCCGGAAGAAGCAGCAGCAGCAGCAACAGCAGCAGCAGCAAUCUCAAUCGCCGCAGCGACCUGGAGGUUCCGGCAACGGAUACGCUUAUUAG
This is a messenger RNA of Cryphonectria parasitica EP155, 2373 nucleotides long. RefSeq lists its product as uncharacterized. The record is from RefSeq and is a predicted model, not a curated record. The transcript is spliced from 5 exons. Lineage: Eukaryota; Fungi; Ascomycota; Sordariomycetes; Diaporthales; Cryphonectriaceae. Bases 1 to 2373 code for a protein of 790 amino acids.